GCAGCUCUGCUCAGUGUCCUGCCUGUUGACAACCCCAGGCAGGAGUCAUGGGAUCUUUGGAUGGGGGAUAAGAUGAGGCCUCCAUUUGUCUCUUACCCUAAACCCUCAUAGGUGGCCAUUAAAAUCUCCAAGACUCUGCCUUUUUGUAACUCAAGAAGGCAGCUGAGGUGGUUUAGAUGAGGACAUCCCUGUGGGUGUCCAGGAGGUCGUUGAACUGGAAGACUAGAGUACAGUAAUUAAUGGUCAUUGGUGUGAACACUGAAGUCACCCAUGGACAUGGAAGGAUCUAGAAGGCCUAGAAGGUAUAUUAAUCCAUCUAAUCUUUACAACCACCUGGUGAAGCAGACCCCAGGAUGAUCCUUUUUAGAAAGGGUCCUUUUUUAGACGAGAAAGUCGUCAGAGAGAGGAUCAGCACCUUGCCUAUGGUUACAAGAUUGGUAAGAGCAGAGAGUCCCGUGGUCCAAGUGUGGCUGGCCCAGCCAACAGGGGAGCUCUCCAAUCUCACGGUUCCUCCCCAGGGCAAGCCCUCCGCAACGCCAAAGCCCUGAAGACUGACAGCUGUUGGAGCGUCCACCUUCUUCAGCUGGCUCACAGCCUGCUGGUCGUCAUGGCUGCUGGGAAGGGUGCUCUGCAGAGCUCUUCAGCUGAAAACACAUGGAGGCUUAGUGAAGCUGACCAGGGCUGGAGCUGCAAGCCAGUGCUGCUGGAAAAAAUGAACAACCUGGGCUCUGAGGCUGCCAUAGGUGGUGGUGGCCGGGAGGAGACCUCUGCUGAGGUGACACUGUCAGCAACCCCAGGAAAACUCAGACUGGGAAAGCCAAUGGCCCAGAAGGUGUGCUGGGAACAGGGGCAGAGUGCUUUCACAGAGGUGCCUCGACUCAAGAAGAGGCUGGAGGGUGUGCAGGCCAAGGAGAGGGAGUAUGAUAACCCCACAGGCCAGCCUGGUCCCCAGAAGCUGACCCAGGACACCCCCAGGGACCUGGCUGACAGCAAGACCUCUGUGUGGCCCAGUGGAGCCCGAGGGGAGCAGAAAAGCGCCUUCAGCAAACCAGCCAGGUGUCCAGCAGGGAGACCUGGGCCAACCUCCGUCUUCCAGACACGUGGACCUGCAGAUGCCCUUGGGGAGCUGUUGGGACUCAGCAACACAGUAGACGUCCCUUGUUGGGAUCAGCUUUCGAAUUCUAAGUUUUUGGUGGGUGAUUUCUGGAACCUGCAGACGUUGCCACAAAAUGCUCCUCUCUGCAGUGCUUUCCUGGGGGCCCCCGCACUGUGGCUAAAGCAUGCCGCAGCCCAGAUGUCCACACCGUCAUCAUCCUCUCCCACUGCCACUUGGGCCCUGCUGCCACCUACAUUCACCUCCCUGGGCCUGUCCACCCAGAACUGGUGUGCAAAAUGCAACCUCUCCUUUCGCCUGACCUCCGACCUGGUCUUCCACAUGCGGUCCCACCACAAAAAGGAACAUGUGGGGCCUGACUUACAUUCUAAGAAGCUGAGAGAAGAGGCCCUCACGUGUCCCAUUUGCCAUGAGUAUUUCCGGGAGCGCCACCACCUCUCCAGGCACAUGACUUCUCACAGUUAGCAGGUGGCUGUGGAACAGACCUGUAGAUGCUUCUAGCAUUUGGCGGUGGGGCGGAGAUGGCUCACUGGUGCUUCCUUUGAAAAGGCUCGUCAUCGUUGUCUGCAGGGCUGUCUGCAUUGGAGUUGAUAGAUGAACUUGGUCAUCAUUUGAAAAAGACGGUCCUUGGCUCUGAUGUAUUUUGAUGGAAAUAAAGUCAUGAAAUAAAAUGA
This is a messenger RNA of Leopardus geoffroyi (Geoffroy's cat), 1788 nucleotides long. It is a transcript of the gene ZNF488, whose product is annotated as zinc finger protein 488. Gene Ontology annotation, biological process: regulation of DNA-templated transcription. The coding region runs from base 608 to 1579 and encodes 323 amino acids. Gene Ontology annotation, cellular component: nucleus. NCBI's taxonomy places the organism in Eukaryota, Metazoa, Chordata, Mammalia, Carnivora, Felidae. The transcript is spliced from 3 exons. The record is from RefSeq and is a predicted model, not a curated record.